GGUGUCUGAUAUUGACUUCCGUUGAAGUAAACAUGUUGUGAUCUAAAUAUUUCCGUGUGUUUAUUGUUUGCUGUGGGAGAAUUUUCCCCUAAUUAAUAAGAUAGGUAUAUGGUUUUAAAAUGACAGCACCACUAGAGUUAAUAAAGUUUAGAGUGUCAUGGAAGAGCUGUAAUGUCUGCCGCGAUACCAUUACAUUCAAGUCUCCUCGAGAAUUCUGUCAGCAUCUCCGCGAUUUUCAUUGCUCCAAAGAAGGUGGCUCCUAUAUGUGUCAUUACGGCAUGAAUGGCGUGUGUCCUUCCCUGCCACUCGACGGCGUUAACGACAAGGAUUACGAUGACCACGUCGCCCGGGAUCACGUGUUUGGUGGUGAUGCGGGCAAAUGUGAUGCAUCCAGAAAAGCCAGUUGCAACACUACAUUACCAUCUUCUGUAGAAUGCAUCCUAUUGUCAAGUUCCGAGCCCAGUAUAGUGCAGGACCAAUUUAAGUGGACAGUUUAUAAGGCUUCGGUGAACCUUGCAGCUGUGCUUAAUGAUCCACGCCUCGCUAAACGAGAAGUGGACUUUUUCACCAAAACGUGGGGAAAUGACUUUGAAAAAACCUCCAUUUUACCAUCUGCUUACCUCCCUGAAAUUACAAUUGAGCAUUUCCAAAAAUACAUUAAGAAAACGACCUUGAGGCAUAAAAAACAUUUGAGGAAUCAGCAGCGAUUGUGUGAGCCACACAAGCCAAACCUUGAUGCAUUUCCUUCACAUAUCAAACAAAUAGAGGACAACAAAGCUGAACUCAGUCAAGUUCCCAAGCUAUUCCUGUUACCAAAUUUUAGUCUGGAGAAUCCAGACACAUUUAAUGCUGUGUUUCCAUGGACUCAGGUGGAAGAAUCGCGAACUCCAUAUCAUUCUGAAUCACACCCAUCAUCCAAGUUAUUACAGGAAAGGCUCAGUCAUUAUCUGGACAUAGUGGAGGUGCAGAUAGCUAAGCAGAUCUCGAUGAAGUCUGAAGCAUUCUUCCACGCCAUGACAUCACACGACGAACUCCAGGACCAGCUGCUUCACACCUGCCAAGCUAUAAAGAAACUUAGGGACAAAGUGCAGACUCUUGAUGCAAGACUAGCGGUUGGACCUUUAAAAAUAAUGAAUCGAACUAGAACACGAUCCAACUGUAUCCACUUACACAAUAAGUUGAAACUGAUGUCCACUAUCCACCAGACCCAACCCACGAUUCAACUGUUGUUGUCUAACAAUGACUUUGUGGGAGCUCUGGACUUGAUUUCAACAUCCCAGGAAAUCCUUUCCCAGGAACUAGCAGGAUUACACUCAUUUAGACAUCUGGGAUCCCAACUAGCUGAGCUAGAGAAACUGAUAGAGAAGAUGCUACAAGCAGACUAUUCCAAGUAUGUUACAUCGGAACUGAACCGUCCCUUCACAGAUUUGGAAGUAUUAAUGCAAGAGGAAAAACUAGUCUCAAUAAUGUUUGGUUUGUUACGACAAGACAAACUCAACUUUGUGGAUGUGUACAGAGAAGAAGCCUUUACUGCCUUGAAAGCCAUCAUCAAACAAACCGUGAUAGAAGCCGUGUCUGAAGCAGAUGAUAUUAGUACUGAAGGAAAUGUGGGCAGUCUUGCCGAUCAAAUGCGUCUACUCAGCUAUGGUCAGUGGAUGGACUUGCUCAGACGUAUAUUCCUCAAUGUAAUGAUUCUUCUGAGAAGAGCACAAGCAUUCCAUGGUAUUGUGAGUGAUGUGAUAGGAAUCGCAGCUGGUCGCACGAAGGUUCCUACCCCUGUGUCUUCUCCAACUCACGAAGGUCAGAAUCCUCUGGAGGAACCGAAACAUCUCAGCACAUCUGUAAGUGAUGAUGUUGAUGUUGUGAUAACAAAUGCAGACUUCGUUCAGCUGAGCAGUGCUCUGAAGGAAAUGCUGUGUAGUAUCUGUGAUAAUGCACACGAUCGAAUAGUCAAAGUAGUGGUGGCCAGAGCCAAGGAUGGUUUUCUUGAACGGCUUUCAUCAUCUGAAUUUGUGACGCUGUGUCGAGAGGUGGAAGGAUUUGUCGCUGACUGUGAAGGGGUCUGUGGUCGGAGAAGUAUGUCCCUUAGAGGCAGUCUUCAGAAUCAGGCUAAUAAAUUUGUAGCCAGGUUUCACGAAGAAAGAAAACAAAAACUAAGCUUGAUCCUAGACAAUGAGAGAUGGAAACAGGCUGAUGUACCGUCUGAAUUUCAAGAUCUUGUUUACCACAUAUCACAGUCAGAUAUACUGUCAUUGCCAGAAAGACGAGCAGAUUCAGAUCGCCGACCAGCAGAAUACAUUGUGGUUGAUGGUGAACAGUUUGCUGUGGUUGGUACAGUGCUGCUGUUGCUGAAGAUGGUUGUGGAGUACUGCCAGUGUCUGAAUGACAUCCCCACCGCGGCCCCUGACCUCCUCACAAGGCUUAUCGACCUGCUCAAGACAUUUAAUUCGCGGACGUGUCAGCUGGUACUUGGAGCUGGUGCACUUCAGCUGGUGGGACUGAAGAAAAUUACAACACGGACACUGGCUUUGGCUUCCCGAGCUCUUCAGCUUGUUGUGCACUUCAUGCCCCGAGUUCAGGAUCAUUUCCAAAUAAUGCUGCCACAAAGAAACCAAAACAUGAUGAAACACCUCGGCCAGAUUGUUAAGGAUUAUAAUAAUCAUAUUGAAGAAAUCUCCAACAAACUGGUCAGCAUUAUGGACAACAUGAUGGAACCUCUACUAUCAAAGUACGAAGUGAAAGCACCGGUGCCGUCUGUAUGUUUUAGAUCAAUAUGUAAACAAAUAGCCAAACUUCAUGAGGCUUUGAUAGAUGUUCUACCUUCCAAUCAAGUCAAAGACAUAUUUCUUCGAAUUGAUUGCUCCUUCAAAGCAAUUUUAGCACGGAAACUUUCAACUCUUGGGGUUUCCAAUGAUGGUGGACCUCAGCAUGGUCUGGUUACAUCUGAUCUUGUAUUCUAUGCUGGAAGUUAUCGGGCUUUGAAAGGAGUCGAAGAGCUGAGCGACAGUGUAAACGAUGUCUGGUUGCCAAGAUAACCUGAGCUAAUUAGAAUGUCAUCAGAUUAUUUUCUCAGAUCUUCUAUUUAUUCCAUUUGAUGGCUGUGAUGUGGACUGUCAUGACAACUUACUAUUUAAUCCGACAUGAUUAUUAUUGAGGUGUUGGUUGCCUUGAUACUGAACUGAGUCAUGACUUUGGGGUGUGGUACAUUUCAGUGUGACUGAUAAGAUAAAAUGAAUGUAUAUAGCAUACAGUUUCCUUUAAUAGAAUAUUAUUUGUUUAUUCAACUAUUUUUUUUUUUCCGAAUGAAUUAUUGAAAAACAGAUAUACCUAUUUAUUUAUUAAGCCAGUACUUUCUUACAAUGAGAAAUUUGGUUCACUAUAGCGAUCCAGAUCACGAUAUUAAAGAAUUUUAAACAUGUUCAAAGAACAUUGGAAAAUGUUUUAAUUGAGGUAUUUUAAAUCAAUGCAUGGCUUCCAUGAAAUCAUGUUAUAUUGUAUGAGGUAUGUGACUUGUUAUUUAUGUAACUGGUAUAAAUAGUACAGUGUGUUUUUCACCAUUACUGUUGCUAACGUUGCUGUAAUUACCAAAUAUUUCCUCAUUCCUUCAGUUUUUGUUUAUGCUGUCUGUGUGCCUUGCUGGUUUAAUCAACAAUUGGAUUAUGAACUUGAAUGUAUUUUUUUAAUGUAAAACCAUUGUGAGAUAGAAAAAUAUUAAAACUGUUUACAAAACAGUUCAUAUUCAAUAUAACCAAAUGUGCAGAAAUUUUUUACUUUUUAUUUCACUUAAUUUAUUAACUCCAGAAGAAAAAUUAUUCUUUCUUUGCAUUUAACCAUAAUUUAUUAUGUGUUUCAUGUCAUUUUAAAAACAAUAUUAAUAUCAUAAUAGUUAUGAUUAUUAUUGUCCAUGAUUUGAAAAUGUUCACAUUAAUCUUAAAAAAGAUUUCGUACAUAUAUACAGUAUUAUUAUUAUGUGAUUAUUUCGUUUAUGACAUUUUGUUAAUGAAUCUGUAACUGUAAUUAGUGCUAACCAACGAUCAAGGAAGUGUUUGUAGACAGUGGUGAAAUUUAAACUAAGCACCGCAAAACGUAAUCCUUUGAGACCAGAUUGAAAAACAAACGUUCUUAUUUUAGCAGCAGAUUUUAUGUGACCCUUCAGUGUUGAGAUUAAAAGUUUUGGGCAGUAUCUCAGUUGGAUACUAACAAUUCAAAAUCUGGUAUCCCACCUGAGAAUUUAGUAUCCCACUUAAAUGAAAUUCAUAAAUAACAUAACAAAUUUGGACGACACCGUUCUCGUUCCCAAUCUAUUGCUACACCGCAAUCAAAAUCGCAGAAUUCGUGAAAUUCGCAAUCAAAUGGAAUUGGCAAAAAUAUUUGCUGCAUCUAUUUUUGCUUAAUAUUGACAUAAAUUAAUAUUUAGCAGUAAUCAAUAAGCGUUUCUGACAUUACUAGCGAUAA
Molecule: messenger RNA, 4455 nt
Organism: Gigantopelta aegis
Lineage: Eukaryota; Metazoa; Mollusca; Gastropoda; Neomphalida; Peltospiridae
Product: vacuolar protein sorting-associated protein 54-like
Exons: 26
Coding region: 120-3035 (971 amino acids)
Biological process (GO): retrograde transport, endosome to Golgi; Golgi to vacuole transport
Cellular component (GO): GARP complex
Molecular function (GO): syntaxin binding
Source: RefSeq, a predicted model, not a curated record